AAUGUAAUCCUUUAACUCAUAUCUGCAGUGAACUGCUGACAUUUCAUUUUUUUAUUUUUUUAUUUUUUAUUAGCCUUUCCUCCAGCUAGCGGGACUCUGACACCACGUUUACUGGACAUGUGCAAUCAUGUGUCACACUCUUGUAAAUGGAGCGUUAGCCCAUGGCAUCAACAAGUCUUUAGGCGUAUGUGUCUGUUUUUCUACCCUUCCUCGCACAGCAACUAAACAGCGUGUGUGUGUGUGUGUGUGUGUGUGUGUGUGUGUGGUAGCAGGAAUUUGAAUGUCACCUGGAGGAACCAAACGCACGAGGCGUCAUGUGGCCUGCUUGUUUCCUUGACUUCAAAACUGGUAUUGGUGGUUGAAAUAAAGGUUGUAUUGCUUUACAGCUGCACAGUACAGCAGCUGUUGUGUGAGAACACCCUCAUUCGAACCGCAAUUUGAAUAAUUUCUUGAAUAGGAAAACAUGCUCAAUUGAAAAUCCAACUAUUCCGAAUAAGUCUUCAUUUACAGAAUCUGUGUCAAUCUCUGAUAUGGUCUGACGUGCUUCAUAGGGAUGUAACAGUUGGCACUCAAAGACCAGAAGGUUAGAUGGAUACUUUGUUCAUCCAGCUAUCUAUCUAAAGGAAAUGAGAGCCAUACAGGAUGAGAUAAGAGAUGGGAACUUUCAGGUCAUUAAGUGCAAACUGAUUAAUCAAUCAGACAGAUUACCUGCCUGAUUGAUUUCAUCAUAAACAUCACCUUUUAGAUGGGACACUGUUUUUGUGCAUCCUUACUCUCUUGUGACGAAAACACUGGAUUUGGAUUGUUCCCUUUUUUGAGGCUCAUUUGACCCUGAUUACACAUUUUAAGAGGGCCUGACAUCGUUGUGGGUGAACGAUCACUCCAAAGGCUCCUAUUUCCCUUCGUAGUUGCUGAGCUGGGCAUCACGAGAUCUUGUGCUCUGCUAGCGUAACAUUAACCGCGGGUAAUUGCUCAACCUUUGCCCACUUCCAACCUUUGGUCUGUCCUACAGUACUCACAGCCUCGGUGUGCAGCCAGUGUAGCCUCUGGUGCUGGUCCGAAAGGUCUCUCUUGCCACACGCACUUCACUUUUUCUGCUCCAGACAAAUAACAAGAAAAGCAUGUGUGUGUGUUGAGUCAUCUGUUCGGUUGACCUCGCUGCCCCUGAACACGGUGCUGCUGCCUGCUUUACUCCCCGAACUGUCCACUUGUCCAGUGAGGCUCGCUCCACACCAUGUCUGCAGAGGUGGAGAACUGCGCUGCCGUCCCUGCCGAUCCUAGCGUCGCAUCCCCAGCUACAGCCUCGACCAGCACUCCUCCCACCUCCCCUGCGACAGCCACAUCCAAGGUCCCAUUCAAGAAAGAGAAGAAGAAAGUCUCAGAGAAGACUGAUGAGUACCUGCUGGGCAGGUUUCAAGGGGAUGGCGUGAGGUACAAGGCCAAGCUGAUUGGCAUCGAUGAUGUCCAAGAGCCCAGAGGAGACAAGAUGUCCCAGGACUCCAUGAUGAAACUUAAGGGCAUGGCAGUAGCUGCUCGGUCCCAAGGCAAACACAAACAGAGGAUCUGGGUCAACAUUUCCAUGUCGGGCAUCAAGAUCGUUGAUGAGAAAUCAGGAGUGAUUGAACAGGAACAUAUGGUGAGUAAGAUCUCCUUCAUCGCCAGAGAUGUAACGGAUAACAGGGCGUUUGGAUACGUGUGCGGAGCAGAAGGGCAGCAUCAGUUCUUCGCCAUCAAGACGGCACAACAGGCAGAGCCCCUGGUCAUUGAUCUGAAAGAUCUCUUCCAGGUCAUCUUCAACCAGAGGAAGAAAGCGGCAGAUACCUCACAGAAGGGGGAAAAUGGCUGCACUGUAGUUGAGAAUGGGAGCGAUGCCCUGCUAGGUGUGGGUGGUGAAGUAAAAGCUGCUCAACCAGUGGAGCAGCUUGACCUUUUUGGAGACAUGUCGACCCCUCCAGACAUCCAGUCUCCAAAUGACUCUAAUGAUAUUCUCUUGCUGGACUUUUCCGCUGAAGUUGACAGCAAUCAGAAUUACAUAAAGGGAAACUCCUUUGUAACUUCCUGUGGCCCUGACCGUAGGGCAUCUCCCCAGACAGAGAAUCCUUUUUCCUCGACAUUUGGCUACUUUCCAACCCCAGACAGUGACCCUUUCAGAGAUGACCCCCUUUCUAACUCGCCCGCUUGGUCGGAACCCGAUAAUUCACUGAUCUCAAUCGCCGCCACUAAUAACCUAAACAGCACUGCUGACAACGCUUAUAAGACAAUUAUUAACGGUGGUUCAAAUGGAGACCACGAACACCUCAGUGAGCAGAUAAAUGGCUUAUCCAGUAAGACCAUGAUCCUCGCUCUCAGUAACGGACAGUGGCCACUAGGGGGCACAAUAACUCAGGGCAACACAAUUACCAUGAUGGACGGGAAUGAAUCUGGGACAGCCAAAAACCCGUUUUUUGACUCACCUUUGACAACGUCCCCUUUCUCUAAUGGCAUAACGCACCACCCGCAACCCCCAGUGACUCAUAGCAAGGAUUCAGUUGUCAUAAGCCCGCCUCCGCAGAGCUCUAAGGCUGGACGAGGUCGAAGGAGCACAAAGUCCACAGCAAGUGACCUGUUUGGAGCAGAGCUAUUUUCUACUCCGGCUCACUCUGAAGGGUCGUCUUCCUCGGGGGACUUUUUCAACAGUACACCUGCGAACUCCACUCCCUCCUCCAUAGCUGCUCUGGGGAAUCUUCAGUUGGGUUCUCCAGCUACCACAGGUAUCCCCGCUGCAGGCAUGUGGGGAGCCUCCAUGGCUCCGCCUUCAAUGUUCACUAUGCCAGGAGUGACCGCUCCAGGGCCAAGGCCCGCUUACCCACAUCCAUCUGCCUACACACAUCCAUCUGCCUACCCACAUCCAUCUGCCUUUGGUGGCCUACCCAUACCACCCACAGCCUGGGGUGCGCAGGUGCCACCUCAGUUUGGUGCCGCGCCUUUGUCUCCGCCCCACCUCAACUGGGCCCAGCCUCCACCAGCUGCUCCCGGUUGGGGUCAGCCCAUCACGACCAAUCCUUUCCAGCCUGGCCUGUUCCCUGCAAUGGGUGACCAGCAUGGUCCGUCACGCCCCCCUCCUCGGCCGCCUGUUAAGGAGGCACCUCCGAAGGUAGAGAACAGCGCCUUCACAGCUUUGGACCCCCUUGGAGAUAGAGAGAAGAAGGCUGGAAAGGACAUGUUCAAGGACUUCCAGAUUGCCAAACCCCCUGCCAUCCCAGCGAGGAAAGGGGAGCUAGUGUCCAACUCUGCCCCCGGAAGCAACGAAGCCGGGGCGUUCGAUCAGUACUUUAACAGCAAAGUGGGCCUGGCUCAGGAUAAUGCAGAUUAUGAUGACUUUGACAUCAAUCAAAUGUCACAAACUGUUAACGAUGUUCCUAAACCAGCGCCUGCUCUCGCUGCAGCUCCGGGCUUUAACCCCGGCCUCCUCAAUGCCGCCUUCUCUUCCGCUCCCAUCGCAAACAACUCUGCACCAGCCCAGGGACUCAAUCAUGACAUGUUUGAUCAAGCAUUUGGGGCCCCAGAUUCCAGUCUGUUUGGAGCACCGCCUGCAGCCAUGCAGACUGCUGCAGUUGGUCAGUCUUCUGGUUCAACAGCGGCUUUUGGGGAUCCUUUUGGAAAUCCCUUUGCUUGAUCGUAACUUUGUGCAUAAUUAAGAUGGAGCAAAUGGAAAUCUUCACAUGGAAUAACAUCUUUGGGACAAGCUGCUACGACGUGCGCGAGACAAUCCAAAAAAAAUGAACUUUUCUAACUCUUGUCCCUGACCCACCCUUUUGUUUACACCUCCACCUCUGAUGUUUUUGUUUUUUCUAUCCAAUCAGUAGUUUCCUUAUUUCUAAAGACCGCUGAUCUAAGAAGUAAAUGUUAUGUCCUGAUCUGCUGAAGAAAGAAAUGUGGUGUGUGUGUGAGAGAAGGUGCGUCCAAAGAGGUUCACUGCUGAUGCUGUCUGUGUUUAAUAAAUAAAAUAAUUCAAUCAUAAAGC
Molecule: messenger RNA, 4003 nt
Organism: Anarrhichthys ocellatus (wolf-eel)
Lineage: Eukaryota; Metazoa; Chordata; Actinopteri; Perciformes; Anarhichadidae
Gene: dab2
Product: DAB adaptor protein 2
Exons: 15
Coding region: 1235-3655 (806 amino acids)
Biological process (GO): positive regulation of endocytosis; positive regulation of epithelial to mesenchymal transition; negative regulation of canonical Wnt signaling pathway
Cellular component (GO): clathrin-coated pit; intracellular membrane-bounded organelle; cytoplasm
Molecular function (GO): cargo receptor activity; clathrin-cargo adaptor activity
Source: RefSeq, a predicted model, not a curated record